AUGUCUGGAGACAACACCAACAACGUUGACGGUGCUAGGGUUCCUGCAACCCCUGUUGAAACUCCUGCAGAGUUGGCUUUACGUCUUGCUAAAGAACUUGAAAACACGAAGCUUACCGAUUCGGGGAUGAUGCCAGAUAAGUUCGAUGGCAAAGCUGGGUUCAAAACGUGGCAAAACAAGAUGCGCUACUACUUGGCCAGCAUGAACAUGGAAAGGUACCUCACAGAGGAUCCACCAACGCUUCCACAAGGUGACACUGACGUGUAUGUGGUUGGAAGUAUGGAUAGUUGGGCUCAAGGAGACUAUUGUUGCAAAGGUCAGAUUCUGAACCGUUUGGUCAAUGAUCUGUAUGACCUCUACAGUAUGUACAAGACUUCAAAAGCAUUGUGGCUAGCUUUGGAGACCAAGUACAAGACUGAUGAGUCUGGGAUGCAGAAAUUCUCAACAACGAAGUUCCUGAACUUCGAGAUGGUGGAUUCCAAACCAAUUAUGGAACAAGUGGAGGCUCUUCAACGCAUCUUUCAGGAGAUCGAUUUGGAAGGGAUGUCGAUCUGCAAUGUCUUCAAAACGAAUUGCUUGGUCGAGAAGCUACCACCAGGCUGGUCGAAUUUCAAGCAUUACCUUAACUUCAAGCGUAAGGCAAUGUCUCUUGAUGAUCUCAUCCAUCGGUUGAGAGUUGAGGACGACAAUCGUGGAGCUCAUUCAGAUGCUCAAAACCAGGGGCAUGAUGUUCAUGUAGCUGAGCAUAAGGCCUAA
Messenger RNA from Camelina sativa (false flax), 756 nucleotides. The record is from RefSeq and is a predicted model, not a curated record. Lineage: Eukaryota; Viridiplantae; Streptophyta; Magnoliopsida; Brassicales; Brassicaceae.